Molecule: messenger RNA, 4687 nt
Organism: Closterium sp. NIES-65
Lineage: Eukaryota; Viridiplantae; Streptophyta; Zygnematophyceae; Desmidiales; Closteriaceae
Source: the annotation of a GenBank genome assembly
AAACACUCCUUCACUCCUCGCCUCCCUCCUCCCCUUCUCCCCCCAUCAGGUGGCAGUAGCCUCGGAUCACACCCAUCUGUGGCACGCGGUGCAGCAGCCAUUCUUUGUCUUCACGCCCUGCCAGAGUACAGCCUUCCCCAACAAGACACUCAACGGCACUCGACUCGCCCUCUUGACCAGGUGUGUCGCCGCCCUCUGUUCAAAGGCUCCUGCUUCCUCUGACCUGCUCUACCCACCUCUUUCAGUCGCACUCUUCCCUUCCUCAUACAAGGCCACCAGAGAAUACGGCCCACCUCCUGCUUGUUCUUUUCAGCCCUAUGGUGCCCAGCUUCCCAUCAAGCUGAUGCAUUGUAAGCCGUACGGAGUGGAGUUUCUGAUCGAAACGGUGCUCAUGCCCCAUAGGUGGAACGAGUUUGAUGCUGAGAUGGCGGCUUCUUGGAAGGCCGUCUGCCUGGCAGUGGCGAACACGCCUCUCCGCGACUCUGACCUUCCCGCCUAUCGCAAGGCCGUGCAGGACAGCAUUCUCAGAAUGGCAUACUACUGGUACAACUUCAUGCCCUUGGCACGCGGCACAGCCAUGACAGGCCACGUCAUCACGCUCGGUCUGCUCCUCGCCAUCGACCUGCACGCCUCCCAGCCCAUCCCCCCUAACGUCCAGGUGGACUGGGAGUCCAUCCUGUGCCCCUCAGCCGCUCUCUUCCUCCGCUCCGUCUCCUCCUGGCUCUACCCUUCUCUCAACCAUGAGCCGCGCCUGAAGGAGCUUCUGAGUGUUGAAGAUGCAUUCCCUUCCCUGGGUGACGUGGUGGAAGUGCUUAGUGCUGCGGUGGGGGAGGAGGGAGAGGAGAUUGGAAAGGAGAGGGGAGAGGAUGCGGGUGAAGAGGGGGGAAAGGAGGGGGGAAUGCACGGGAGAGAGGAAGGGGGAGAGGAGGAAAGACGAGGAAGCAGGGGUGGAAAGCAACGGCGUGGAGGGGCGUUGGAAGGAAGGGAUUUGGUGUCAGGAGACGAGUUUAGUGAAGGGUCAAGCAGUGGGAGUAAGCAGAUGGAUGGGGUGCGUGAGAAGGAAUUGGAAGGAAAUGUGGCUGAGGUUAAGGCUAAGGGUGGGGAGGAGAGUGAGUCUGGGGAGAGGGAGGAGAGUGAGGGUGGGAAGAGGGGACGGAGAGGGGGACGCAGGGCACAGAGGGAGAAGGAAAGAAGGGAGAGGGAAGAGCGGUUGCGAGAGGAGAAGAGAGCAAGCGAAGGGAAAGGGGAGGAGCGAGUUAGUGAAGCCAGAACCGAGGGGAAAGAGGGGACGCAGGAGCUAGAGGAGGAGGCUGAGAGUGAGGGAGGUGGGAUAGGAGGCAAAGGGAGAGGGUUGGCAGGCGGUGAUAGGGAGAGGGGAGGGGAGUCAGAUGAGGACGAUAGGGCAGGAGACCGAGGUGGUGAGACAGCAGACCGAGGUGGUGAGACAGCAGUGGAGGAAGGGAUGGAGAAGAGGGGGAGGAGAGGGAGGGGGCGGAGAGAGGAGAGGAGACUGAGGAGGGAGAAAGGGGAGGAACGAGAGGAAGAGGGGAGUGGUGUGGAGGAGCAUGAGAACAAGGCAAAGGGCAAGGGGGACGUAAAGGUAAUCACUGCGGGCACAUCUACUAUCAAGGACAAUGAGAAGGACGUGGAGAGGGAGAAGGAGAGGGAGAAGGAGAAGGAGAAAGAGAGGGAGAAGGAGAAGGAGAGGGAGAAGGAGAAGGAGAAAGAGAGGGAGAAGGAGAAGGAGAGGGAGAGGGAGAAGAAGGAGAGGGAGAAGAAGGAGAAGGGACACAAGAGAGAGAAGAUGGUAAAGGAGAAGGGAGAACAAGAGAUGGCGGCAGCUGCAGAGUCCAGGCGGAAUUCAGCCAAGGGGAGAGCUGGUGCCCGUCCAAAGAAGCGGUGGGGCAGCGAUGUGACUCUCGAAGCAGCAGUGGGGCUGGUGAGUGGCAGUGGGGGGGUGAGUGGCAGUGGGGCUGGUGAGUGGCAGUGGGGGGGUGAGUGGCAGUGGGGCUGUGGGGGGGUGAGUGGCAGUGGGGGGGUGAGUGGCAGUGGGGGGGUGAGUGGCAGUGGGGGGGUGAGUGGCAGUGGGGGGGUGAGUGGCAGUGGGGGGGUGAGUGGCAGUGGGGGGGUGAGUGGCAGUGGGGGGGUGAGUGGCAGUGGGGCGGCGCAAGCAGGCAACUACGAGGCUGCAAUUGAAGCAUUUGCACAGCUGGAGGAGCAGGGCGAGGAGGAGUCUGCAGGGCUGCUGGCGUGGAGGGGGGCGGCCAACUCCCUCACAGGCCGCCACACGCAGGCCAUCACUGACCUCACCAAGGCCUUGAAGAUCAUUCCAUCGGAUCUGCCCAUCCACCAGCAACUGCUGCAGCACCGCGCCGUCUCUCACCUCAGGCUGCAACGGUUCUCUGAGGCUAUAGCGGACUGGACUACCAUGAUUGCUGCCGACCCGAGCAAUGUCGCUGCCAUUCGUGAGAGAGGCAUGGCUCGUGUGAACAGCAGGGCUUUCAAGGACGCCAUUCCGGACCUCACCACCGCACUGCACCACUCUCCACACGAGCACACCCUCCGCCUCUUCCUGGGCAACACAUUGUACCACAUGGGGCGACGGUCAGAGUCAGCGGCAACGCCGCAGGUGGUGGUGCGUGCGGAUCCACAAAAGGUGGCAACGCCUUAUACCACAUGGGGCGAUGGUCCGAAGCAGCAGCAGCGGGGGGAGGCGUGGCGCGUGCUCACUUCUCUCCCUACUGUUAUCAUUCCCCUCUGCUCUUCCCCAGGGCAACGCCUUAUACUACAUGGGGCGGCGGUCAGAGGCAGCAGCAGCGCUGCAGGCCGUGGUGCGUGCAGAGCCGCAGCGGGGGGGGGGCGUGGCGCGUGCUCACUUCUCUCAACUGUUAUCAUCCCCCUCCCACCUAAUCUUCAGGGCAACGCCUUGUACCACAUGGGCCGCCGGUCAGAGGCAGCAGCAGCGCUGCAGACCGUGGUGCAAGCAGAGCCGCAGCGGGGGGAGGCGUGGCGCGUGCUGGGGGACGUGCGGAGGGACAUGGGGGAAGUGGGGGAGGCGGAGAGGUGCUAUGAGCAUGCGCUUAAAGAGUUCCCCAGUGAUAUGCCCACGCUGCACUCGUGGGUGAAGCUGCUGCAAUCCACCGGCAGGCACAGAGGCGACAAAUUCAUGGCAUCUCCCCACUCCUCUCCCCAUUCCUCUCUCCACUCCUCCCCCACCCCUCUCCCCACUCCUCCCACUCCCCUUCCCACUCCUCUCCCCACUCCUCUCCCCGUUCCCCUCCCCACUCCACUCCCGUUCCCUCUCUCCUCAACCAUCCCUCCACCAGGAGAGCUGGGCAUACCGCUAUCCACGAGAUGCGCUGCUCCAGGCAGGCUACAAGCGCAAGGCCCUUCUGUCAUUGCCUCGGUCUCCCAAGUCCUCUCCUCACUGCCCUCCCCACUCCUGAUUCCGCCAUCCCCUCACCAGGAGAGCUGGACGUACCGCUAUCCACCAGAUUCCCUGCUGCGGGCAGGCUACGAGCCCAUGGCUCUGCCGCCAUCUGGAGGACGGGGCAACGGCAGCACAUGCAGUGGGGAGGGCGAGGGGGCAAGGCUGGGUGCUGCCCACGUGGAGGCUGUUGAUUGGGCGGACCGGCUGGGCAGCCUGAUUCAGUACCACUGUGCUGGCUUCCUCAAUAACGGGCGGCAGCAAAGGGCAGCAGGGCUAGCCAUGCUGGCCAUCAUGCACGCACUCAGGCACGAGUGGGCCCGCCUUCUCGCCUCCUCGUCUCGCCCAGCCAGUGCCAGCAGCGGCGCUGACGUGGCGCUGACGUGGCGUGACGUGUACUCCAUGGCUGCCACGUGGCGGCAGGUAGCGGAACCAACGGAUAAAGUGAUGUGGUCCGAUCGAUACACGGAGAGUGGGUUCAACAAGGGGGUCAUCUCCAGCACCCCCAUCUCAUACGGCCAAUCGCUUAACUUCAAAUACGGCGCAUACGCCGACAGGGCGUUUGUGAUUCUGAAGCAGCUGCUGCUGGAGAGAGGAGUGGUGAAGGCGCAGGAUGGGCUUGUGGAGGUUCCACUCUCCAAGGCCGUGCUCAGAAAGGCGCGCAAGGCCAGCACCCACACGCAGCUAGCCGCGGCAGUCGGCCAACCCUCCUUCUACACGCCGUUGCUCAUCCCCAGCUCCGCACAGCCCGGGAAGCUUAUUGAAGGCACACGAAUAUCAGUGUUUCCUAAUCCCGACUCGCCCGAGCCCGAGCUAGCAAUCGAGCUCAUGCUCAAGCCGGAGCGGUGGAGGGAGUAUGAGAGGGAGAUGGACGCUGCAUGGCAGGCCAUCCGCCUGGCAGUGGUGAACACGUCUCUCCGCGACUCUGACUUCCCGGCCUACCGCAAGGCAGUUCAGGACAGCGUACUCAGAAUGGCCUAUUACUGGUACAACUUCCAGCCCUUGUCGCGAGGUACAUCAGGCACGGGUUACGUGGUAACGCUCGCUAUGCUACUGUCCAUGGACCUGCAAGUCACCACCGCCAUCCCUCCGGGCGUGCAGGUUGACUGGGAGGCGCUCCUCUCACCAACUCCCGCAGACUUCACAGCCGCCAUCUCAGAGUGGCUGUACCCGUCGCUCGCGUAUACUCCAGAGUUCCAGAUCCCACAGAUCAGUGACACGUUUCCAUGCCUUCGUGAGGUUUUCCUUGCUCUAGAGUAG